CAGGGGAGAAACCAUAUAAAUGAUUGGAAUGUGGAAAGAGUGGACACUUAAAUUCACACCAGAGGAUCCACACUGGCCAGUAACCAUACAAAUGUGUUGAAUGAGGCAAGAGCUUCAGUGUCAGUGGAUCAUCUAGAAACCAUCAAAGAAUCCAUACAGGGGAGAAACCAAUUAAGUGCAUGGAGUGUGGAAAGAGCUUCAAUCAGAGCAAUAGUUUUAAUUUACAUCAAAGGAUCCACACAGGGGAGAAACCCUUUAUGUGUGAGGAAUGUGGGAAGAGCUUCAUUCAGAAGGGUUACCUGAAUACACAUAAAAGAAUCCACACAGGGGAGAAACCCUUUAUGUGUGAGGAAUGUGGGAAGAGCUUCAGUCAGAAGGGUUACCUGAAUACACAUAAAAGAAUCCACACAGGGGAGAAACCCUUUACAUGCGAGGAAUGUGAGAAAAGCUUCAGUUUCAGCAGUAGCCUCAGUUCACAUCAAAGGAUCCACACUGGGGAGAAACCAUAUAAAUGCAUGGAAUGUGGAAAGAGUUUCAGCAACAGAAGAUCAUAUAGAGACCACCAAAGAAUCCAUACAGGGGAGAAACCAUUUAAGUGCAUGGAAUGUGGAAAGAGCUUCAAUCGGAGCUAUAGCUUUAAUUUACAUCUAAGGACUCACACUGGGGAGAAACCCUUUAAAUGCCUGGAAUGUGGGAUGAGCUUCUGUCAGAGUGGAGGUCUACGUGCCCACCAAAGGAUCCACACAGGGGAGAAACCCUUUACGUGUGAGGAAUGUGGGAAGAGCUUCAGUCAGAGGGAUUACCUGAAUACACAUAAAAGAAACCACACUGGAGAGAAACCAUAUAAAUGCAUGGAAUGUGGAAAGAGUUUCCGCGACAGAGGAUCAUACAGAGACCAUCAAAGAAUCCAUACAGGGGAGAAACCAUUUAAGUGCAUGGAAUGUGGAAAGAGCUUCAAUAAGAGCAGUCAUUUUAAUUUACAUCAAAGGACUCACACUGGGGAGAAGCCCUUUGAAUGCCUAGAAUGUGGGACGAGCUUCUGUCAGAGUGGAGGUCUACGUGCACACCAAAGGAUCCACACAGGGGAGAAACCCUUUACGUGUGAGGAAUGUGGGAAGAGCUUCAGUGAGAGCAGUCACUUGAGUAGACAUCAAAGAAUCCACACUGGGGAGAAACCCUUUAAAUGCCUAGAAUGUGGGACGAGCUUCCGUCAGAGUGGAGGUCUACGAAUACAUCAAAGGAUCCACACAGGAGAGAAACCGUUUAGGUGCAUGGAAUGUGGAAAGAGCUUCUGCCGGAGUGACGGUCUACAUUCACAUCAAAGGACCCACACCAAGUGAGAAGCCUCAUAAAUGCAUGGAACAUGGGAAGACCUUCAGCUGCCUUGAACUGCAGGGCUUCUCUGUUAUGAAAUAACAAACAUGCUUAUUCAUUUAUGUCCAUGUGCAGUAAGGAAGGUCAUGAGAGUGGGGAGGGUCCUUUCCUGAGAAGCAUUGCUUUUGGCCUCCCUGGCGUAACCCAUGUAGAACAGCCCAAUCGUAGAAUCCAGAAGCUAUAUCACCUCACUACUUUUG
Molecule: messenger RNA, 1574 nt
Organism: Pogona vitticeps (central bearded dragon)
Lineage: Eukaryota; Metazoa; Chordata; Lepidosauria; Squamata; Agamidae
Source: RefSeq, a predicted model, not a curated record